Triticum dicoccoides is the source of this 994-nucleotide messenger RNA. RefSeq names its product serine carboxypeptidase-like 18. Gene Ontology annotation, molecular function: serine-type carboxypeptidase activity; acyltransferase activity, transferring groups other than amino-acyl groups. NCBI's taxonomy places the organism in Eukaryota, Viridiplantae, Streptophyta, Magnoliopsida, Poales, Poaceae. Gene Ontology annotation, biological process: secondary metabolic process; proteolysis. The transcript is spliced from 10 exons. The coding region runs from base 6 to 779 and encodes 257 amino acids. The record is from RefSeq and is a predicted model, not a curated record.
UGUGGAUGACGGGUGGGCCCUUCUGCUCUGGCAUGAUUUUCUUCGAAGUUGGUCCUAUGAAAUUUGUGUUGGCACCGUAUAAUGGUAGUUUGCCACAGUUGACCUAUAAUCCCUAUUCAUGGUCCAAGACAGCAAGCAUCAUCUUGUUGGACUCACCAGUUGGUACUGGUUUCUCGUACGCUCGUGAUGUCAAAGGUUAUCACGAUAUUGGGGAUUUUUCCUUUUCUAUGCAUGUCGUAAUAUUUCUCAACAAGUGGUUUACCGACCACCCACACUACCAAUCCAAUCCUUUCUUUGUUGGAGGAAGUUCAUAUGCUGGAAAGAUGUCUCCAAUUAUUGCACAACACAUUUCGCAAGAAAUCGAACUGGGGAAGCAACCCAGGAUUAAUCUCAAGGGCUAUGUAGUCGGCAACCCUGUUACAGGCUCAGAUUAUGAUGACAAUUUCAGAGUACCAUAUGCUCAUGGUGUUGGGAUUAUAUCCGAUCAACUAUAUGAGGCUGCAAUUUUGAAUUGUAAAGGAAGCUAUAUAAGACCGACAAACAAAAUGUGUGUCAGGGUGCUAAACACAUUUCAAAAUCUCGUGUCUGAAAUUGAUGUGCCACAAAUCCUGGGUGUCAAUUGUAUAAGGGGUAUGUUAACACAUAAAUUUCUAUCAGAAGAAUACACUCAACUAAGUGAUCCGUCUCCCGAGCAACCUACCAUAGAUUGUUUUUCAUACCGUUACUACCUAUGUAAUAUUUGGGCGAACGAUGAUUCCACGAGAGAAGCUCUUGGGUGAAGCGGAUCACAAUGCUACUUUAGCUGGCCUUUCGACACAAUGCAGUUUGCAAGAUUGACUAAAUGAUCCAAGAAUUGAGUAACAUAGUCGUUUCACAUGGUUGCAAUUCAGACCCAUAGAAGUAAAUGAUGUUACGUGACAUAUUGGAGUUUCUAGUUGUAUUAAGAGUAGACGAUGGAGCACCACCCUAACCUUUGUGUAACAUGGUCCAACCA